AUGUUGGUUGUAAGCUUGAUGAUCAUUGCUUGCGGCGUGCUCGGCGCGGCAUCGGGACAUACGAUCCAAGUUAACAACAACUGUGGUGAAAGAUUCAUCAUGCAAGUUCCUGGGCGCGGAGUGGUCACUUCUGGUAGUGGUGGUACCUGGACGUACGACGGGGACACUAACGGAGUGAUUGCUGCUGUUGGAAACAACUGUGACGAGAACGGAGUGCCGUGCACUGCCGCCGAGUUUUCGCUCGUCUCCGGCGUCACAUCUGCCGACAUCACUUUAAUCCCUCCCCAUCAAUACAACAAAUCAUUGCGCAUCACCCUCACCAACGGUUUGUCUAAAGCUUGCAAUUACGCCGAUUGUCCCGACGCUUUCCACACGGACGGAAACGAUCAACUCUACCAAAUCCAAGAGUCGGGCAACCCGAACUCCGGCAUCACCUUGGACUUUUGCUACUAA
Messenger RNA from Puccinia triticina, 453 nucleotides. RefSeq lists its product as uncharacterized. Lineage: Eukaryota; Fungi; Basidiomycota; Pucciniomycetes; Pucciniales; Pucciniaceae. The record is from RefSeq and is a predicted model, not a curated record. The coding region runs from base 1 to 453 and encodes 150 amino acids. The transcript is spliced from 3 exons.